Physella acuta is the source of this 843-nucleotide messenger RNA. RefSeq lists its product as uncharacterized. Lineage: Eukaryota; Metazoa; Mollusca; Gastropoda; Physidae. The record is from RefSeq and is a predicted model, not a curated record. Gene Ontology annotation, molecular function: G protein-coupled receptor activity. Gene Ontology annotation, biological process: G protein-coupled receptor signaling pathway; cell surface receptor signaling pathway. Gene Ontology annotation, cellular component: membrane.
AUGAUUUACUUAUCAGACAACAUUGACUUCUCUAACAUAAAAGUAGGAAAUGAUGAGUUAAGGAUUUGCACUGAGCUGCUAGACAAAAAAAUUAAAAAUUUGAAAAUAUUCAAACAAUUCGAUGCUUUCCCCUUAAAUAUUCGAGCUUUAAGAGAAGUGAUGAUGAAAACCGUUAUGAUUCUAUCUGGGACGUGUCUGACCUUGACCCUUGUCACCUACGCCAUGUUUUCUGAGCUUCGGAGCGAGGCUGGUAAAAACAACAUCAUGUUGUGUGUGAGUCUACUGCUAGCUACAGUCAUAGUCAUGGCCAAAGCUUACAUAACACAACUUGGAAUUAUUUGUACUACAAUGGGCGUGGCCUCGCACUUCAUGUGGCUUUGGAUGUUGAUGUGGAUGUUCCUCGGCACGUUCCAGAUGUUUAAGAUAUUCAGCGCGUCCACACGAAACAUGAACUCUGACCCGUAUCAAAACCACUUGCUGAUGAGGAAACUUGUCAUCUCGUUUCUGCCGCCCUUGGUGAUUGUCGGUGCUGUGAUUGUCAAGUCUUUAAUAGAGUCAGAUGGGGACGUCAUUGGCUACGGUCUCAAUGGUUGUUUUAUAGACUCGAAUUCCUCCGUGGUGAUGUUCCUAAUAGCACCAGUGGUGAUGGCUACAGUUGUUAACAGCGGACUCUUCGCGGCAACAACCUACAACAUUCACAAAGUGAGACGGAUCCAGGCGUCAGACUUUACACAAAGGACUCACGGGAUGUUUUUAGUCUACGUCAAACUCUCAACCCUCACAGGAAUAACAUUUGUCUUGGACUUCAUCGCUUUUAUGCUGGACUCGGAUGUUAUGUGGUAA